AUGGAGGCAGAUGGAACAUCGAGCACGUCGAACGAUUCAAACAACGGGAGUUUCGGCCAAAGUAUAAAUUACUAUAAUGAAAAUUUAUUUUUCACAACAAAUGGAAAAUUGGACUCGUACUUUACCAGUGAUAAGCCUGGAAGGAAAAUUUGUGACAACGAAAAAAUAACAAGAAAGAUUGAAAGUUUCAAAAAAGAUGAAUUUAGUGCGAAUAGUGUUCAUAAGACUAAAGUGGAUGAGGUAAAUAAAAGACUGUCGUUUUUUGUGGAUAACUAUGAAAAGAAAAUUGACGUCAACGGUGAACACAGAAAAAAUUUAAUUGAAUUCUACAAUAAAAAGAAUAUGGAAAACAAUAGUAUUCACUUGCAUGGUGUAGAUUCGUAUGGAAAAAAAUCUAUUGGAUUUUCACCUGAUCAAGUGCAGUGCAUGUGUGAAGCUCUUCAUCAGCGAGGUGAUAUAGAACGACUGGCAGCAUUUCUGUGGUCCUUGCCGCCGUCGGAACUACUGAGAGGGAAUGAGAGUAUUCUUAGGGCACGGGCUGCUGUUGCAUUCUACAGAGGAUCAUAUCACGAAUUAUAUUCUAUUUUAGAAUCACAUUCGUUUAAUCAAAGGUGGCAUGCCGAAUUACAAACGUUAUGGUUUAAAGCUCAUUAUAAUGAAGCAGAAAAAGUGAGAGGCAGACCGUUAGGUGCAGUUGAUAAAUACAGACUAAGAAAAAAGUAUCCCUUACCGAAAACUAUUUGGGAUGGAGAAGAAACCGUGUAUUGCUUUAAAGAACGUAGUCGAAAUGCUUUAAAAGAGUGCUAUUCUAGAAAUAGAUAUCCAACUCCAGACGAGAAGAGAGCUUUAGCGAAAAGAACUGGAUUAACGUUAACUCAAGUUUCAAACUGGUUCAAAAACAGAAGACAACGAGACAGGACGCCACAACCAAGGCCGGAACUAAUUUUGGGUAACAUGUCACUCAACCAAAGUAGCAUGAUGUCAGCCCAUCAAGGAAGUCUCGAUAUGGUUGCGUUUCAAGCUGCUUCAAAACUUUUUGACUCCAACUGCGGUGUUACUUCCUGUUACUCCGACUAUCAAAUACCGUAA
This is a messenger RNA of Zophobas morio, 1089 nucleotides long. RefSeq names its product homeobox protein SIX6-like. The coding region runs from base 1 to 1089 and encodes 362 amino acids. Gene Ontology annotation, biological process: regulation of transcription by RNA polymerase II. NCBI's taxonomy places the organism in Eukaryota, Metazoa, Arthropoda, Insecta, Coleoptera, Tenebrionidae. Gene Ontology annotation, molecular function: DNA-binding transcription factor activity, RNA polymerase II-specific; RNA polymerase II cis-regulatory region sequence-specific DNA binding. The record is from RefSeq and is a predicted model, not a curated record. Gene Ontology annotation, cellular component: nucleus; transcription regulator complex. The transcript is spliced from 4 exons.